AUGAAUGAAAGUUAAACUGGUAAGAAGCUGGAGCUGUGCAGACUGCCGGCAGAAGAGAGAAAAAGAACACAAAAGACGCUUGGAAUUAAAACAAUUACAGAUAAAAGAAAUGGAAGCAGAGAACGUCGGACAAGAAGCUACAAACCGAAGAGCCAUGGAAACAGAGGAGGCUAAGCAAAAAGCUGAACAUCAGUGUUUUGGAACUGAAACAGACAGAGGCUGACAAAGAAAUGGUGAUCCAGAAAUUAGCUAUGGAGGAAAAAGAGGAGUGCCAACUGGACUUGAUAGAGAAGGAGAACCAGAACACCCACACGCCAGUGAGUCCCAUCUCUCCAAAAAUCCACAAAUGGGAACGGUUGUGUCCUGCAUACAGUGAGACAGGGGACAUUGCUGAAUAUUUCUUCACCUUUUGAGAGGCGUGUGUAUUUCACCAUAUUCUUGAGAACCAAAAGAUGCCCACUUUGAUUGCAAAGUUGACAGGUAUUUAUAUGUGGGAUGUAGAAGGCAGAAAAUAUUUUGAUUUCUUGAGCGCUUACAGUGCUGUGAAUCAAGGUCACUGUCAUCCAAAGAUUGUGGAAGCUCUGAAAUCUCAAGCUGAGAAACUGACCCUUACCUCUAGGGCAUUCUACAAUGAUGUACUUGGUGAAUAUGAAGAGUAUAUCGCCAAAAUGUUCAACUACAGCAAAGUUCUUCCAAUGAACACAGGGGUGGAAGCUGGAGAAACUGCCUGUAAACUGGCUCGCAAGUGGGCAUACACCGUGAAGGGAAUUCCAAAAUACAAAGCAAAGAUUAUUUUUGCAGCUGGGAACUUCUGGGGCAGAACAAUGUCUGCUAUCUCUAGCUCUACAGAUCCAACUAGUUAUGAUGGGUUUGGACCAUUUAUGCCGGGUUUUGAAGUAAUUCCGUACAAUGACCUUCCAGCUCUUGAGCGUGCACUUCAGGAUCCAAACGUAGCAGCUUUCAUGGUUGAACCAAUUCAAGGUGAAGCAGGUGUAGUUGUCCCUGAUGAAGGUUACCUACCAGGAGUGCAAGAGCUCUGCACAAAACACAAUGUUCUGUUUAUUGCUGAUGAAAUACAGACUGGCUUAGCUAGAACUGGGAAAAUGCUGGCUGUUGACCAUGAAAAUGUGAGACCUGACCUGGUGCUCCUUGGAAAGGCCCUUUCUGGUGGCUUAUAUCCUGUAUCAGCAGUACUGUGUGAUGAUGAAAUUAUGCUGACCAUUAAGCCAGGUGAACAUGGAUCUACAUACGGAGGAAAUCCUUUAGCCUGCCGUGUGGCUAUGGCAGCACUUGAGGUGAUAGAAGAAGAAAGCUUAAGUGAAAAUGCAGAAGCAAUGGGCAACCUAUUAAGAAGUGAGCUCAUGAAGACUCCAUCAGACAUUGUGACUUGUGUAAGAGGAAAAGGAUUACUAAAUGCUAUUGUUAUCCGUGAAACUAAAGACUAUGAUGCCUGGAAAGUGUGUCUGCGGCUUCGUGAUAAUGGACUUCUUGCCAAACCCACACAUGGUGAUAUCAUCAGGCUGGCACCCCCACUUGUGAUCAAGGAGGAUGAAAUCAGAGAGUGCAUUGAAAUCAUUCAUAAAACCAUUCUGUCUUUCUGAAGACAUGUUGUUUCAGCAUAUCACCUUGGGUCAACUAGCAGAUGUAUUUGAAAGAUGUGCUAUAAAGACCCACUCUCAAAGCAAACAUCCACUCCUGUAUAUCUUAAAGGACUUAUACUUCUAAAACUUAGUUAUGUUUAGGUUUGUAAAUUUUAAUGGAUCAGAAGAAGGUAAAUCAUGACUCUGAAGUUUCCAAUCUCUUGUGACUAUUUGCAAAUGAAGAAGUGAAGUUAUAUUCAAUCAUUUAUGUACUGUAUGCUUUAAGUUAAACUUCUUGACAGGAGUCUGUAUGUAGACAUCUCUUAAAUUGCUGAAGGUCUCAGCCAAAGUUUUUAAUGUGUAAUUUACACAUAUUUUAAUAAUAAACAUUACCCUUUUGUAUAACUGCACAAAGUUUUUUGUAUUUGGAAUUUUAUCUCACUUGAUGCUGUACUUGUAGGACUAAAUCUCUUGCUGUGGACACUGCUGGUUGUCAUGCCGAGAAAUCCUGGCUCCCAUCCUGAAAGCAUCAAGAAUAGCAUAAUUUUUCUGUUCUUCCUUUGCAAUUUAUAAAAAGGCAUCUAACCGUAAAGGUUUGAUAAACUGGAUGUUCUACUGGUAAAUAUGUCACGGACCAGCUUAUACUUCGUAUGUAAAAUUUCUUGAAUGUAUGACAAUAAUAGACAUUGUUUUCAAGAAUGUGAUCUCAGUGUUCUGUUUUACAGAUUGUGAAACCAAUCAGUGUACAGAUCUAGGUUUGCCAUUCUAAAACUGUUAUCCUUCUAUAAUUUGAUGUUUAUUUACAUUAAAAUAAAUACAUCUUCUAUUAA
Dermochelys coriacea (leatherback sea turtle) is the source of this 2410-nucleotide messenger RNA. It is a transcript of the gene OAT, whose product is annotated as ornithine aminotransferase. The transcript is spliced from 9 exons. Bases 453 to 1601 code for a protein of 382 amino acids. The record is from RefSeq and is a predicted model, not a curated record. Gene Ontology annotation, molecular function: L-ornithine transaminase activity; identical protein binding; pyridoxal phosphate binding. Gene Ontology annotation, cellular component: cytoplasm. Lineage: Eukaryota; Metazoa; Chordata; Testudines; Dermochelyidae.